Molecule: messenger RNA, 906 nt
Organism: Loa loa (African eye worm)
Lineage: Eukaryota; Metazoa; Nematoda; Chromadorea; Rhabditida; Onchocercidae
Exons: 4
Coding region: 1-738 (245 amino acids)
Source: RefSeq, a predicted model, not a curated record
AUGACUCAUUUCUAUAAUUCUCCACAAAAACGUGCGGUUCUGUCCGGGACAAGCUCAUGCACUAAUGAUCUUGUCAUUCUGGCCAAUAUUAUCCACUCAGCACCCAGCCAACCAAAGAAAGCAAUUGUUGAGCAUUCUGUACGUUUAAGUUUUCACAAUGAUUUGCCGAAAAGUGAAGGAAGUGGCGAAAAUUCACCCAAAACUACCGUCAAACACCAUGCUAAAACUCUAUUUAUGGUUCCUGAACGGACACAAUCGGGGAUAAGUGGCUCGAAGAAUUUAUUGCCGUCCAAAUGUCUUCCAAAAACACUCCAUGAAGCAAAAACUGUUGUCGGAAAAUCUCUGAUUGUUGGAAGUGAGAAAUUGACUGAUGAUAAAACGCCGGAAUCAUCGGUGGAUUUUACGCAGUUGACUGUAUUAUCAGAUGGAAAUGAUAAACAAUCAUCAAAGACAUUAACAGAAUCAACCACCAAGGAAGCCAGAAAACAAAUGAAAGAAGGAAAUGCAUUGAAAUCUAACAAAGCAUCACAAGAAGCUCUCACACAAAAUAUUUCAAUAAGAAAAGGAUUAGGUGAUACAAAAAGGAAGGGAAAACAGAAUUCGGAAGUAGAGGAAUCAGAAAGUGUGGGAGAGAAGAGUACUGUUUCUGCCAGUGUUGUUUCGACGGAAGAUCCCAAGCAGUCCGGAAGAUCCCAAUCAGUCCGGCAAUCUCCAUCACAACCGAUACAACCAGGAUGAAAAACUGAGAUUCUUUUUUUUUCCGAUGAGAAAGUUACAUUUUUUUGAAGAUAUUUGAAGAAGUCUCUUAUACCCGUGUUACCGCGAUAUUCAUUCCCUGUCCAUUUGCUGAUAGUACUUUGUAUUAAAUAAAAUUGUUGCUUCUGAAAGAUGUUGCUGAUGAUGACG